ACUAGCCCCUAUGGCUGCUGGAUUGUUAGCCAUCCUCAGCCGGUUGCUGUGUUGUGGUGUCCUGCUGAGCUUGGACCCGAGCCACGGCCUGGCUGGUCUCGUGUUCCAACCAUCUUUCCUGAUUGCAUCAGGACCUGAAGUAAAUGUAUACCUAGUGGGAGAGAGCAGCACCUCGGCUGAUGUUGGUGUGGAAACGGUUACUCACCUUAAUGAUUCAUCACAAUCUAACUGUGUGAAGGCAACUACCACUGACCAGUGGUCACUGACUACUUCUAAGGAUGAGAUGAAUGUCAAUGUGCAGUUGACUCUAAAUCGGUCUCUGGUACCUUGUGAAGAUUUAUUAAAUGAAACCAGUUGCUGUGCAGAGCCUCUGUGUAUUGUUGAAACUCUCCGUGUGACUGCUUGCCUGGAUGGCAAACUUGCAGCAACACUGCUUGUUCAAGUUAUGAUAUUUGUGAACUCAACAUUUCAUGGGAUUGUAAAUGAAAGCAAGGUGCUGAUUCCAAAACAAAAAUAUCACCCUCUUGGCCCAUGUCCAUGCAACUUAACUGCAUAUGCUUGUGAUGUGCGAUGCUGUUGUGAUGAGGAAUGCACACCCAGUAUGAUUCAGCUGUUCCAUUCUUACUGUUUUCCUGGGGUAUUUGGAGGGAAUGUAUCCCAACCAUUUGACCACUUAUGCUCUGUUCAGAAUGCAAAUGCUCCUGACUGGUUCCCUUUCCUCUGUCUCGAAUCUUCUUUUGAUAACUCGCCAUACUUGGGGCUGUUCUAUGAUGGUGACACUGUCAGUGUUUCUCAUGACGUUUCGUUUGGGACAGCCACAUCUGCAGUGCUAAAUGUACCUGUUGGCUAUCAUCAAGGUGAUCAUAUUGUUAAAAAUGAAGAUGAAUACCUUACUAUUCCACAGAGAUCUUUGAAUGGUCAAUGCUUGACAAAUGCACCUGUGGCUUACCUUGAAGAUUUUGACGCACGUUGUGUGACCCCUCUAACUGCUGCAGCUUGUAUGGAUAACCAUGACAUUAGUGAUGAUAUCCGUAUCCAGAAUGGCCAAGGAUUGUUGAUCCUGGCUAACAUAACCUAUCAGAAAACCACAGACCUCAGCAAGUUCAUUGCCACAACCUCUGUGAACUUAGGGCCAAGUCCUGCUAACCAGCCCUGGUUUCCUGAACAUCAGAAUAUCACAGCUUCUGUAGAGCCGAUUCAUAAAUCAGAAACCAAACUUGUAGAUGGAAUCUGUGAAAAUAUGAUUUUGCAGGCAGAUUAUGUCUUCCGUUGGGAAGGAAAUGUGAUCAUUAAUGUUACUUUGCUUGUCACACUGGGAAAUGUUUCCUUAGAUUCUCCAGCUACUUUGACUCAAAGAUUCAGUGUGACUUUCACUAACUUCAGAAAUGGCCGUCUAUCCGAUGUGACUCUGUCUGGAAAUCCAGGUUAUCAAAUUGGCAAGCCUGUUUUAGGUACUUUUGGAAAUGGCAGCACCUUACAAAAGGCUCCUGUAAGCAUAUGGCAACCAGUUGGAAAUGGAUUGUGCUCAUCAGCUCAAAUCACAUCAGUGUUGUUUGGAAAGAACUCCCUCUCUGGUUGCCUGUUGAGACUUGGCAUUGAUGCUUUUGAUAACUGCACGGGUCUUAGGUCCAUUAUUUACAAAAAGCUUCUGACUCUGAUGCCAACAAAUAUAUCAAGGAGAGGAAAUUCAAAUCCAUCUGAUCUGUCAGAAUGGGUGCCAUUGUUCAAAGUUCUUCCCAAUGAUUCUGCCAAUUUUGAAAGUGAAUUAAGCAGCUUCUGCACUGGGAUUCCUGCCAACUUGAACCUUUGGUUCUUCACAUCGGUUGUUGGAGCAAUUGAAGGAGUGCCACAACACGAAAUACUAGGAGCUGAAGCAAAUUUUUCCACAGUAACCUGGCAAGUCAACUGUGGAGGAGGAGAUGCAGUAGUCUGUGAGGACAGUUCGCUUUUACAGUCCUUUUCAGUCAGCUUUUCUGUACAAUUUAUCGAAAUACCUGUACAGCCUGAACCAAUGAAAACCAGUUUCCAGAUGAAUUACUUUGAAUAUGACUGCUCUCGAAAUGAUAUUUGUUGGCCUGAGCUUGCUUACCCAUUGACAAGACGUUACCAAGGUGAAACAUACUGUCGGUCGAUUGCUUAUGGGAUGUUGCUGGUGUUUUUCUUUCUGGUGACUGCACUGUUGGGAGACCCCUGGAACAAAAUCCGUAAAGCUUGGCAGAACGCUAUGUUUCAUUAGACCACUGCGGGAGGUCCAUGCACAAACAUUUCACUCCAUUAUUUUUAUUUAUUUAAUCAAUAGCUUGUGCAACUGAAAGAUUCAUGAGAUGCAGGUGACCAAGAAGGCCAUUUACUUGAUUGAUUUGGAAUAAAGCCUAGAACCAUACAGCACAAUACAGGACCUUCAGCCCUCGAAGUUGUGCCGACCUUUUAUCCUACUCUAAGAUCAAACUGACCUACACACGUUUUACUAUCAUCCAUGUGUCUAUCCAAGAGUUGCUUAAAUGUCCUUAAUGCAUCUGACUCUUACUACCACUGCUGGCAUUCAUUCCAUGGACCCACCACUCUCUGUAAAGAACCUACCUCUGACAUCUCCCCUCAACCUUCCUCCACUCGUCUGAAAAUUAUGUCCCCUCAUGAUAGCCAUUUCCGCCCUGGGAAAAAGUCUCUGGCUAUGUACUCUAUCUCUGCCUCUCAUCAUGUUGUACACCUCUACCAAGUCACACCUCAUCCUUCUCCAUUCUCCAAUGAGAAAAGCUCCCUCAACCUUUCCUCAUAAGAUAUGUCCUUUAGUCCAGGCAGCAUCCUGGUAAAUCUCAUCUACACCUUCUCUAAAGUUUCCCACAUCCUUCCUAUAAUGAGGCGAGCAGAAGGGAACUCUAGGUUCAGCCAUGAUCAUAAUGAAUGAUGGUGCUGGCUCGAAGGCAGAAUGGCCUGUUCCUGCAUCUAUUGUCUAUAUUCCAAGUGUGAUCUAACCAAGGCUCUAUGGAGCUGCAGCAUAACCUCACUGCUCUUAAACUCAAUCCCCCUGCUAAUGAAAGCCAACACACCAUAUGCCUUCUUAACAACCCUAUCAACUUGGGUGGCAACUUUGAAGCAUCUAUGGACAGGGACCUCCAAGAUUCUUCUGUUCCUCUACACUGCCAAGAAUCCUGCAUGUAUUCUGCAUUCAAAUUUGACCUUCCAAACCAAAUUAUUUCACACUUUUCCAGGUUGAACUUUAUCUGCCGCUUAUCAGCCCAGUUCUGCAUCCUAUCAGUUUUUUGUUGCAACCUAUAACAUCCCUCCACACUAUCCACAACUCCUCCAACCUUCAUGUCAUCCGCAAAGUUACUCACCCACCGUUCCACUUCCUCAUCCAAGUCACUUAUAAAAAUCACACAGAGCAGCGGUCCCAGAACCAAUCACUGUGGAACACCACUGGACACUGAGCUCCAAGCUGAAUACUUUCCAUCUACUACCACUCUCUGUUUUCUAUAUCCAGACAGCCAAAUUUCCCUGUAUGCCAUGCCUCCUUACUUUCUGAAUGAGCCAACCAUGGGGAACCUUAUUAAAACGCCUUGCUAAAAUCCAUGCCCACUACAUUCACCACUCUAUCUUCAUCUGUGUUUUGUCACAUCCUCAAAGUAUUCAAUUAGGCUUGUGAGGCAUGUCCUGCCUCUCUCAAAGCCAUGCUGACUCUCUAAUCAGUCCUUGCCUUACCAAAAAAAAAACCUUUAAUAUAUCGUCACCUUUUUCACACUACACAGUAGAUUCUGAAAUGGUUCUGAUUCCUGUCUGUUCUUUAAAGUGAUCACCUCUUUGGCAAAGACUGUUUUGAUGCAAAUCUUAGUUGUCAUCUGCCAAGAUUGUUUUCCAUCAAUCAAACAUAUUCUUUUAUACUGGGUAUUGCACAAUCUUUAAACUACCUGCAUAUAUAAAAUUUCAGUAACUAUAAUACAGUGCCUGUUUUGUCAAUAUUGGUCUGGAUUUUGCAAUAUUAAUGACUGGGAAGCUAUCACCAUUCACCAAGUUUCCUUGAAUAUUGACAGCAGCUUCUGGAAUCUGCACAGUUAUAGUUGAUCUGAGACAUCCAGAAGUUGUCAGUAGUUCUCUGCUUUUCCAGUAGAUGUGGUGUUGAACUUUUGGAGUCUCCACAGAUUGCAACAAAAUAGAAAUCCUGAAUUGGUGAACCUUUACACUUUACACUCUAGGUUUUUAAGUGCACUAAGCACAUCAUUACUGAAAUCUCUUGUUCUUCCAUUUACUUUAGUGCAGGGCAAGAGUUAUCGCUGGGGGAAAGGCAGUUACAAUGCGAUUAUGCAAGAUGGGGAAGGAAACUGCAGGGGACGGACACAGUUGAAAUAUGGAGCCUAUUCAAAGAACAGCUACUACGGGUCCUUGAUAGGUAUGUACCUGUCAGGCAGGGAGGAAGUUGUCGAGUUCAGGAGCUGUGGUUUACUAUGGAAGUUGAAUGCUUUGUCAACGGGAAGAACGUGGCUUAUGUUAGGAUGAGAUGUAAAGGCUCAUUUAGGGCACUUUUAAAGUUACAAGUUAGCCCGGAAAGACCUAGAGAGAGAGUUAAGAACAACCAGGAGGGGACAUGAGAAGUCUCUGGUGGAUAGGGUCAAGGAAAACCCUGAGGCCUUCUAUAGGUAUAUCAGAAAUAAAAGAAUGAUGACUAGAGUAAGAUUAGGACCAAUCGAGGAUAGUAGUGAGAAGCUGUGUGUGGAGUCAGAGGAGAUGGGGGAAGCGCUAAAUGAAUAUUUUUUGUCUUUGUCAGUAUUCACACUAGAAAAUGUUGUUAAGAGGAAUACUGUGAUCCAGGCUGGUGGCCUGGAUGGGAUCGAGGUUCACAAGGAGGAAGUGUUAGUAAUUCUGGAAAGUGUGAAAAUAGAUAAAUCCCCUGGGCAGGAUGAGAUUUAUCCUAGGAUUCUCUGGGAAGCCAGGGAGGACAUUGGCGAGCUUUUGGCUUUGAUCUUUGUUGUCAUUGUCUACAGAAAUAGUGUCAGAAGACUGGAGGAUAGCAAAUGAGACAACCCUGGUAACUAUAGACCAGUGAGUCUUCCUUCGAUUGUGGAUAAAGCAUUGGAAAAGAUUAUAAGGUAUAGGAUUUAUAAUCAUUGAGAAAGGAAUAAGUUGGUUAGGGAUAGUCAACAUGGUUUUGUGAAGGGUAGGUCAUGCGUCACAAACCUUAGAGUUUUUUGAGAAGGUGACCAAACAGCUGGAUGAGGGUAAAGUGGUCGAUGUGGUGUAUUUGGAUUUCGGUGAGGCGUUUGAUAAGAUUCCCCACAGUCGGCUAUUGCAUAAAGAGGGAUUGAGGGUGAUUUAGCGGUUUGGCUCAGAAGUUGGCUUGCUGAAAGAAGACAGAGGGUGGUGCUUGAUUGGAAAUGUUCAUCCUGGGGUUCAGUUACUAGUGGUGUACAGCAAAGAUCUGUUUUGGGUUCACUGCUGUUUGUCAUUUUUAUAAGUGACCUGGAUGAUGGCAUAGAGGAAUGGGUUAGUAAAUUUGAGAAUGUUGAGUUGUGGAUAUUGUGGAAGGAUGUUGUAGGUUACAGAAAGACAUGGAUAAGCUGCAGAGCUGAGCAGAGAGGUGGCAAAUAGAGUUUAAUGUGGAAAUGUGUGAGGUGAUUCAUUUUAGAAGGAGUGACAGGAAUACAAAGUACUGGACUACUGGUAAGAUUCUUGGUAGUGUAAAUGGAAGAUUCUUGGUAGAUUAGCGAGUUUGAGCAUCUUAGUAGAUUUCUGGUAGAGAGAUCUCGGUGUCCAUGUAUAUAGAUCCUUGCAAGUUGCCACCCAGUUUGGUAGGCUUGUUAAGAAGGCAUAUGGUGUGUUAGCUUUUAUUGGUAGAGGGAUUGAGUUUCGGAAACAUGAGGUCAUGCUGCAGCUGUACAAAACUCUGGUGCAGCCGCACUUGAAGUAUUGUGUACAGUUCUGGUCACUGCAUUAUGGGAAGGAUGUGGAAGCUUAGGGAAGGGUUCAGAGGAGAUUUACCAUCCUGGUAUGGAGGGAAGGUCUUACGAGCAAAGGCUGAGAGACUUGAUGCUGUUUUCAUUAGAGAGAAGAAGGUUGAGAUGACUUAAUUGAAGCAUAUAAGAUAAUCAGAACGCUAAAUAGGGUGGACAGUGAGACCCUUUUUCGUUGGAUGGCAUUGGCUAGCACGAAGGGAUUUAACUAUUGACCCUUAAUUUAAAACUAUAGGAUAGAUGGCAGAAGUAGUUCCUUUAUUUGGAGAGUAGUAUUGGUGUGGAACGCACUGCCUGCAACAGUAGUAGACUCCUUAACUUUAAGGCAUUUAAACGAUCACUGGAUAGACAUAUGGAUGAAAAUGGAAUAGUGUAGGUUAGUUGGGCUUCAGAUUGGUUUCACAGGUGGGCGCAACAUCGAAGGCCAAAGGACUCUUCGUUCUAUAUACUGAUUUUAUAUUUAGUCAUUUGGUCUUAUACCACUAAUUAUUGCUGAACAAAGACAUUUUUAGAUUAGAUUAGAUUACUUACAGUGUGGAAACAGGCCCUUCAGCCCAACAAGUCCACACCGACCCGCCGAAGCGCAACCCACCCAUACCCCUACAUUUACCCCUUACCUAACACUAUGGGCAAUUUAGCAUGGCCAAUUCACCUGACCCGCACAUCUUUGGACUGUGGGAGGAAACCGGAGCACCCGGAGGAAACCCACGCAGACACGGGGGAGAACGUGCAAACUGCACACAGUCAGUCGCCUGAGUCGGGAAUAGAAUCCGGGUCUCAGGCGCUGUGAGACAGCAGUGCUAACCACUGUGCCACCGUGCCGCCCACGGUUGAAGCUGUUUGUCUUCCACUCACCAGGACUGUUGGGGUGGAAUGACUAAAUGACUCACUGAAUACCUGGAGUCCACUUCCAGUAUCAGAGUUUAUUGAUGUUGCCUUGGUGGGAAGAAAACCACUAGGAAUCCAGAAGCUUCUUCCCUCGAGAAGGAAAGAGAGAAACUAUUAUACAUUUGUUUUAAACCCACCUUAGCAUUUGCAAACCAACUAUGUUAUUGAUUGAUUACAUAUACAUUGAAUCAAAUCAAUCGUGACUGCUUGAUCAGUUAAUGGACACUUGCGGGUCUUCCCAGGAUUUCAUGAUGUUUACUGGACAUCCUUAUCACCUGCCCUUGUGCUUUCACAAUGUGUCUUAUUUACCCACAUUCCAAUCCUGCUGACUUCUGCAUCUGUGAUUCAAUCCUCCCAGCUCACAGGAUGAGAAUUUCUCCCUGCUGAGGCUGUCUCUUCAGAGGAACUCUGUUAAAACCCUUAAUUCUGCUACAUUUAAAAACUCUAUUAUAAUAUCCACACACAGAUGAUUACAAUUAUCCUAAAGGGUUUUAACUAAUGUAAUUCUUCUAUCUAUUAAAAUAUCAAACUUUGAAUUAGCUUGCUUCUAACUGUGUUUUUCAAGGGUGUCCCUUAUCCUAA
Molecule: messenger RNA, 7412 nt
Organism: Hemiscyllium ocellatum (epaulette shark)
Lineage: Eukaryota; Metazoa; Chordata; Chondrichthyes; Orectolobiformes; Hemiscylliidae
Gene: tctn2
Product: tectonic family member 2
Exons: 18
Coding region: 11-2236 (741 amino acids)
Biological process (GO): cilium assembly; smoothened signaling pathway; protein localization to ciliary transition zone
Cellular component (GO): MKS complex
Source: RefSeq, a predicted model, not a curated record